This is a messenger RNA of Tigriopus californicus, 4283 nucleotides long. RefSeq names its product DDB1- and CUL4-associated factor 1-like (gene mahj). Lineage: Eukaryota; Metazoa; Arthropoda; Copepoda; Harpacticoida; Harpacticidae. Gene Ontology annotation, molecular function: protein binding. The record is from RefSeq and is a predicted model, not a curated record. Gene Ontology annotation, biological process: protein ubiquitination. Gene Ontology annotation, cellular component: Cul4-RING E3 ubiquitin ligase complex; nucleus.
ACCAAGGAUGCAUUCGACUUGAACGUUGCUGCUUGUCGACUCAUCAUCGCCAUCACCCCCGGUUUGGAGUUGAGCGUGCUGUCCAAUACCGAUGGUCUCAUUAGCCAAUUGUUUCGUUGGGUGGACAAGGCCGCCGAACCCUUGCUCUCGUACGCCACGGUGGUUUUGGCCAGUGCCAUGGAAAUCACUGCCGUGGCCACCGAGCCUGACAAUCGCGAGAAGAGCUUCAAGCUCGUGCCCACUCUGGUCAAGCGUAUGCGUGCCCACAUCCUUGAGUCGCAGACCGCGCAGGAAUCCUUCAAACGACCUUUCGUUCACUUGGGCAGCCAAUCGACCUCCCAACCCCUCGGUCGCGGUGUGAAACGGAAGAGCACGGACACGGGGGAAGGCGAAGCCGAGAAGUCGCAGUCGGGAUUGGCCAGUCCGUCCACGCAUCAAAAUGGCGACUGGUCCAACAGUUCGUGGACCGAAGUCGAGUCGCAGAUCUUGGGCCAGUUCUCGUUCCAUCCCUUGGACACGACCGGGAAGAUGGUGGCUAUCUUGCGAUUUCUCACACCUUUGGCCGAAUACCAGGAGUUCCUGGCUCACAUCCACGAACUGAAUGGUGUGCAGGACAUAUUUGAUUGGUGUUUAAACAUGCGGGACACGAAGAACGCGCGGUUAGCCUUUGAAGCCUUGAAGUUUCUCACCGCUCUGUUCUGUCAUAAGAAAUUCGUGACGGAGUGGGUUAACAAGGAUCACAUCCAGCAACUCUUGAGCAUUCCUCGACCUUCCAUCGCUUCCACAGCCGUCAGUCAAUGUCUGUUCUAUCUCUCGUGUGAUGAUGACUCCAUGGAGAAAGUUUGUCUUAUGCCCGAGCACCUCCAAAUACGAUUGGUCAAGUAUGUUCUCUGGUUGAUGGAGUGUUCCCAUGACACGGGUCGUCAGUUCGGAGUCAUGUUCUUCGGCAUGUCCGCCGCUUUUCGGAAGCUCCUCGAGCUCUACGACAAGGAAGGUGGUCAGCGGAAGGUGUUCAAUACCAUCAGCACCUUGCGCGUUCUCAAUCCUGACGAUGACGAUAUGUUGAUCCUGACCGACGAUGAAGAGUACACGCAGCGCCAGAAACUUCGACACGCCAUGGUGGCUUUGAAAAAGUAUUUCGAGGCCCAUCUUGCCCUGAAAUGCGAGCAAUUGAAAAGAAGUAUGGGCUACGAUCCAGCCCAAUCACCCCAACCCGUCAUCGUGUCCUACAAGCCGAUUCGAUUAACAUCGGAACAGGUGUACGAGCGAGUCAGUAGUCUCAUGAAGCACAUGCCGUUCCGAUCCCGUUGGGGUCCGGUGGACGAGUUCAUCAAUCUGGACGGCGUCUCCACGUGCCUUCAAAUCAUCGCCAUGGCUUACGAUUGGACGUUCACAGGCCGCUCAGAGAUGGUGAGAUGUGCUUUGGACGUUCUGGCCAUUUGUUGUGUCGUCCCCAAAGUCCAGCUUCAAUUAUGUGAGAGAAUCGAGCUCUAUGAUGAGACAAAGACCGUUGGGAUCAACAUUGUUUUGGGAGCCGCCGAGGGCGAUAUUGUUCAGGAUUCUGCUGACGUGAGGAAAUCUGCAUUAACAUUAAUAAUCAACUGUGUUUGUGCCCCAAUCAAUCGCCCUGGAAUCCAAACGCGACAUGCGCUCAACAGCUCCACUGUCACCACAACUCCGGCUUCCCAUCGUCGAAAAGCGAUCGGAAAAAGCUCCGAGGACUUGAUCAACAAAGUCUGGGAUUGUUGUCGUUCCAACAACGGGAUCAUGGCUCUCUUAGAGCUAUUGAGCAUCAAGACCCCGAUCACUGAUGCCGAUGCCAUUCGAGCUCUGGCUUGUAAAGCCCUCGUGGGUUUGGCCCGAUCCGAUGCUGCCAAGCAGAUCAUGUCCAAAUUGCCCAUUUUCAUUAAUGGCCAACUCCAACAAUUGGUCCGCGAGCCUAUUCUGCAAGAUAAACGAACAGAGCACUACAAGUUCCAACAAUACGCUCACGAGCUCAUGGAAAUCGUGAGCACGGGCGAAGGUCAAGUGCAUCGAUUGGCUCGAGGCAAUGACUUUUCGGUCGAAAUGCUACAUAGAGCCUCGGUGGUGGCUCAAACCAAGAUCCGAUUCUCCAAGAAACAAUUGCUCCAACUCAUCCAAGAAUAUCUCGCUUCCGAGGGAUUGUCAGAUUCGGCUGCGGUUCUUCAACGUGAAGCCAAUAUCGCUGUUUUGAAUGCGCCGAGUAAUCGCUCGCUCAUCCACCGAUCAGUCAACAAUACGCCCAACCCUCUGGUCACGCCCACCACUCCUCAUCGACCGCUAUCUAGCACUUCCAGUUUGAACCGCGCUCUAGCUUCUCCCCCGGCUUCCUCGUCCAUGAAUCGGUCGUUAUUCGACGCCCCAGGAACGCCCUCUAGCCCGCCCUCUUCAGGUGUGAAACCUUCUGAAUCCAGCGCUGUGAGUACGCCCAACAUUCCGAUUCGGAUCAACCGUAACCGUGGUGGACGGCAUGACACGCCCAUAGUGGGUCUGGGGACCCCUGCCUCGUCAUCGAAAAACAUACAGAGAGCUUGUGAACCCUUCUCCCUGCCCAACGCAAGUGAAUUCAACCAGGGCACCUCGGAAAAGAAAGUGACCUUAGUCUCCAUCGUUAGUGAUUAUCUGUUCAGUCAGCAUUCGUUAUGCAAAAACCCUAUGACCACAUGCCCGGAAUUUGAUUUGCUCAUCCCGCACAAAUGCCCUGAUCCGAGACCCAAAAACGCCGCUCCCAUGAACUUCUCUCUCCGACAUUCGCGGAAAGAGGUGUGGCCUCCUUUUGGCGGUCCUGAGGGCGGCAAAUUGGACCGUCAGUUGAUUUAUAGUCGUUUCAAGCCCAGCAAGAGCUUCAAAUUGGAACCUCGAGAUGAAAAUACCUCGACCACUUUCUCAAGCUGUGCAUUUAUGCCUGAUGAUAGUUUUCUUUUGGCUGGAACCUCUACUGGUGAUGUGAAGAUGUUCAAUAUGGCCACUGGAAGCGAAGAAGGCUCGUUUGCUUGCCAUCAAACCAUUCUCUUUCACCUUCAACCAAAUCGCGAAGGCAAACUUCUACUCACAUCCUCUGCAUGGCGGAUUCCAUAUUCGGGGCUUUGGUCGUUGGGCGAGUUCUUUGAGAAUAAGAUGAACUUCAACCACGACGAAUAUGUAGAAUUCUCCAAUGUUCACCAAGAUAAGGUGAUUGGUACCAAAGGCGAAAAGGCCAAGAUCUAUGAUAUAAACACUCAAAAAGUCAUCAUGGAACUGAAUCCGGCCAUUUCCAACAACUAUUCGAUGAAUCGUGCCACUUUUGAUCCCUUCGACGAUCUUAUCCUCAAUGAUGGAGUUCUCUUUGAUUCCCGGAGCGGGAAAGAGAUCCGUAAGUUGGACAAGCUCAACCAGACUCUCUCAGGAGUGUUUCAUCCCAAUGGUUUGGAGAUCAUAUCCAACACCGAAGUUUGGGAUCUGCGAACAUUUCACCUGUUAAAGACCGUCCCGGGCUUAGACCAAUGCACAGUGAAGUUCUCCAAUUCUGGAAACAUCAUUUAUGCAGUCACAAUGCAAGAGGAAGAACCCGACGGCGAGGAAAAGUUCGAAUCGGCUUUUAGAACGUUUGACGCCUCCGAUUAUUCCAGCAUUGCUACAAUUGAAACCCGAAGGGCCGUGGUAGAUUUGGCCACGUCACAUUUUGACCUCCAGUUGGCUGUGGUGGAGAAUUCGAACAUUCCGACUCAUGAGGAAUCUGUGGUCAGAUUAUACGAUGUGGGUCAAAUCCGAUCUGAAGAGGACGAGGCUGAGGAUGAUGAUAACGACGGAGAUGAGGGUGAUGAGGACGACAGUGACGAUGGUGAUGGAGGCUUCAACUUCUUUACAGACGACGACGACGACGAAGAUGAUUACGAUGACGAAGAUGACGACGACGAUGAUGAUGAAGAUAUGAUUAUGUUGGAUGAAGAUGAUGACGGCAAUGAAGAUAAUGCCGAACCUGAGGCUGGACCUCAAGAGCCGGCCGUGGCCGCGCUGGAGGAGCAGCAAGUCGCCAACGGACAAGAAGGAGACACGGAUAAUCCCGUGGAAAUUGAAUCUGAUGAUGGUUCUUGGGAGGAUGUGGAUGAGGAAGUAAGCAUAGGUUGAUGAUGGAUUAAUUUACCAAUGUUGACCCACUACUCCUGCCCUGACGUCGCACUAACAAAAAUACAUAUGAAGGCUUUCCUUUUAUUAUUACUAUAUAUUUGAAAAGAAAGAAAAGAAAAUCCAAAGAAAUGAAUGUUGUUUCUGUUUGAGCCGAA